Geodia barretti is the source of this 312-nucleotide messenger RNA. Lineage: Eukaryota; Metazoa; Porifera; Demospongiae; Tetractinellida; Geodiidae. The record is from the annotation of a GenBank genome assembly.
AUGAAAUGACUGAGGUCAUUAUAAUUGUUGGUGAAAAAUAAUACUGUACACUUUUACAAACGAAGUUGGAGCAUUGGAAUGAAAACUGUAGAAAGUUUGUUGUUUCAGAGGCGAAGUUGGAUCAGAAGGUCACGUGAGGUGAAAACAGGUCGCGUAAGACUGGAAAAGAGAGGUCGGGUACGGAGGUCACAUGAGACGAGCAAAGAUAGGUCGGGUAUGGAGGUCACAUGUGAUGAGCACAGAGAGGUCAGGUACGGAGGUCACAUUAGACUAGCAAAGAGAGGUCGGGUACAGAGGUCAUGUAAGAUGAAG